CGUGCCGCAGGGCCCGGCGCUGGAGGACAGCCUUAACACGUUGUUCGCGCCCCUCAUCAUCUCCUGCACCGCGCUGCUGGAGAAGCUGUCGGACACCUACACCUGCUUCAGGGCUGAACGCGGGCGGCACCUCCACGUCCUGCACAUGUUCGGGGAUUGCUUGUACAUCGCGGUGAACGGCGACGGGACGGAGAGCGAGGACGACCUGCGCAGGACGCUCUUCGUGCUGCGGCGCCUGGUGGAGGCUCACUGCGGCCUCGUCACGCUCGAUGCCCACCUCAUCCGCAAGGAGCUGCGGCCAGCGGAUUCAGAGCGGCGGGAGCGCAGCUGGAGCCUGUUGAGGGGGCUGCUGGAGACAUACAUCCGCCUGCGGGAGGAGGACCAGAGCUUUGCUGUGGAGGCAGUGGAGCGGCUGAUCCACCCUCAGCUGUGUGAGCAGUGCAUCGAGUUCCUGGAGAGGCAGGUGGUGCAGCACAUCAAUGCCAGCCCUGAGCGUGGUGGGGAUGAGGUGGGACACGCCUUCCUCCUGGUGCACACCAAGCUGCUGGCCUUCUACUCCAGCCGCAAUGCCAGCUCCAUCCGCCCUGCUGACCUGCUCACCCUCAUCCUCCUGGUGCAGGACCUGUAUCCCAGCCAGAGUGCCGAGGAGGAGCUUGGCCCACAGCCUGCAGCAGGGAAGGUGUUGCUGCAGGGACCGAAGAGAAGUGAGAGCAUCCCUGUGAGUAACCCCAACUCCCACAAGGCUACAGAGAAGCAGUCAGAUGAUCAGCAGGACACUGAUGAUCUCUCUGCACCUGAAGUCUACUAUACACCUGAACCCUCACCAGGCAGACAGAGCACAGGCAGUGAGAGCUGGUCGGAGAGCCUUGAGCUGGUGGGUGAUGGGGAUGCAGAUGCUGCAGAUGUCCAGAUGGCAGAGGACCUGCUCCAGACAUUGGGCCCUCUGCUCCCAGAAGCUUCGAACCCCAGAAGGAUCUUCCUGGAGGCCAACUUGCGGGAUGGCAGCUGCCUGUUACUGCCACACACCAUGCACUGCGUCCCUCUGUGGCCUGGCAUCUCCCUCGUGCUCCUGACCAAGGGCCCCACGAGCCAUGUGGCCGUCACCUUGCACCAACUGCUGGAUGGGUUCCUGGUACUGGAGAAGAAGCUGGAAGAGGGACAGGAGGUGGGACCCCCCCGUGCCCACCCCUUCCUGGCUGAGCUGCGGCAGCGCAUGGAUAAGUUUGUGAAGAAGCUGAGUGGGCAGGACAUGCAGAAUGCCUGGGUGGAAUUCAAGAACAAGAUGUUCUCCCGGAACGAGGCUGGGAGCAACCUGGAGCUGCUGCAUGUGCUGGGCACUGUGAAGCGACAGCUCUGCUCUGUAUAUCGCCAGCUCUUCCUCACUCCCACCAGCCACAGCCUGUCCCAGGGCCUGCGGGACCGAGCCCAGAAACUGAUGAGGGAGAAGCUGCUGGACUGGCGAGACUUCCUGCUGGUGAAGAGCAGGCGAAAUAUUACCAUGGUGUCAUACCUGGAGGACUUUCCUGGCCUGGUGCACUUCAUCUAUGUUGACCGCACAGCUGGACAGAUGAUGGCACCGUCACUCAGUGUGACAGAGAAGUCCAGCUCAGAGCUGGGCAAGGGGCCCCUCGCCGAGUUUGUCAGGAGCAAGGUGUGGUCCCUGAUUGCACUGGCCCGGAGGUACCUGCAGAAGGGCUACACGACCCUCAUGCUGCAGGAUGGUGACUACUGCUGCUCCUACUUCCUCUGGUUUGAGAAUGAGCUGGGCUAUAAGCUGGAGGUGAUGGAGGUGCCGGUUCUCUCUGAUGACUCUGUGCCCAUCGGGAUGCUGGCAGGGGACUACUACAGGAAGCUGCUGCGUUACUACAGCAAGAACCAGCAGACAGAAGUGGUGAAGUGCUACGAGCUGCUCACUGUGCAUCUGGGCAUAAUCCCGUCCGAGCUGGUGGUCCAGCAGGCCUGCAACUUGGCCCAGCGCCUCUGGGAACCCUCCCGCAUCCCCCUGCUCUGAGCUGGGACUGGGAUUAAAGCGGGUGUGGGUGUUC
Molecule: messenger RNA, 2045 nt
Organism: Meleagris gallopavo (turkey)
Lineage: Eukaryota; Metazoa; Chordata; Aves; Galliformes; Phasianidae
Source: RefSeq, a predicted model, not a curated record